This is a messenger RNA of Chilo suppressalis (striped riceborer), 2790 nucleotides long. The record is from the annotation of a GenBank genome assembly. NCBI's taxonomy places the organism in Eukaryota, Metazoa, Arthropoda, Insecta, Lepidoptera, Crambidae.
AUGAGUAUUGUUAAUACAGAAUGGCCAGAAUGGCAUUACAUUUACUGUGACGCAUCUAAACAUCCAUCUACUGGGAUAGUUGGAAUCGGUGUUUACCACCAACAGUAUAAAAUAACACAAAAAAUUAAAUUACCCCCAGAAACCUCAGUAUACACAGGAGAAUGUUAUGGAAUCCUUAAAUCAUUAGAAUACAUUUUGCUUGCACAACUCAAAAAGACAAUUAUUUUUUCCGAUUCCAAAAGCACUUUACAGGCAAUAGAAAAAUUUCCUUUUAAAGCUUCUUCCUCUAAUGCUUAUUUGAUCGAUUGUAAGAAAUUAUUACUGAAUUGUACUUUGAAGAAUCUAAAUGUGCUCUUUGCGUGGAUACCUGGCCAUCAUAACAUCACUGGCAAUGAAGUAGCUGAUAAACUCGCUAAAGAUUCAGUGAAUUGUGGUGACGUCUUUCCCUAUAAAAAUUUAGUAAAUGAUCUUCUUUUACUUCCUAAAGUGCAUCUUCGCAUAUCUUGGGAAGAAAAUUGGGAUACUAGUAGUCGCAUCAAAGGUAAACAUUAUAAAUUAAUUCAACAAUGUAUUCCCGAUAAACCAUGGUUUUCUAAAAUUCAUUUAAGUAAGUUUGCCACAUUAAGUCUCAUAAGAAUGCGCCUAGGUCAUAACUGUUCUUCUUCCCACCAGGCUAAACUGGGCAUAUCUGUGGUGAUAAACGCUGUCGUCACACGAGAAAUUUUAUACUUAAAAAAUAAAAAUAUCAAUUUCGAUUUGCGGUUUUUGCUGAGUAAGAAAAUGUCUACCCGUAAUGUGCGGAAGUUAUUUGGAACCAGCACGUUGCCACCUCUCGAAGGGAAUUCUGACGAGGAGUUUGAACCACUGUUUGUGAAGAAAAAAGGGAAAAAAACUUCAGCAUUUACUUUCGAGGGUUUGGAAAUAAGCUCACCUUCUGGUAGUGAUGAUAAUGACAUACAAAAUAUUGAAGACACAAUCGAAGAAAUAGAGGAAGUUGUACAGGAAAAGAAGAAGAAAAAGAAAAAACGCCAAAGGAAACCUAAAACGAAUCCAGUAGUCCCUGAAGGCGUUGAGUUGGAUGAAGUAGAUAGGUCAGUAUUGGAAGUGAAUGCUAUGCUCGGAACACCCCCGCCAGCAUCGCCGUUACCGGCCACGCCUGUAGAGAAGACACUAGACCCGGUGAAACAGCUCCUAUCCGUACAGUCCAGGCAUUUGAAUUACCACAACGAAAUAAAAAAAAUCUUCGGCUCCGAAACACUCGACGAAGAUGGGAAAGCAAAAAAAUGCAGACCUCACAAUGUCACCAAGUACAGAAGGGAUAUGAUAGUCACUACUCCAGAAAACUACCAUUUCCAGAAAAGUGGUUUGUCAAUGUCUCUGUUUAAAAAAGAGAAUGGUUAUUCGUACUUUGUCUACAAUCACAGUCGCGAGUAUCAGAAGAUGCAUUCGAAUUUCCUCGAUAUUAUGAACCCCGAAGACUUUGUACCACUACAAGAGCCACGUAUGAACAUCCACAUUGAGGCACUGCUUGAGACUGCGGACUACAUGUUCCGCGCGGAGGAAUAUUCGGUAGCCAAUUCCAUACUUGAACAAGUUAUAACUUAUUUGCAACAUGCUGCGCAUCCAUAUUUCAAUUUGACUGACCAAACCGUUCGGCUCGAGUACAAAUACAUGGAAAAUCGACCCUUUUUCGUGGUUGUUCUGAAAUAUCUAUACAUGCUGACUAACAAAGCUUGCCACCGCACUGCACUGGAAUUGGCAAAGCUUUUAUUGAACCUGGAUCCUACAGACCCAUUGGCUGUUAUAUACGUCAUAGAUGUGCUCGCGUUGAGGGCUAGAGAACACAAAUGGCUGGUAGACGUGAUCGACUAUUGGAGCAAGGAAAGGGAUGCGAAUUAUCUGUUCAAUAUAAAGUAUUCCUACGCCUUGGCACAUUUUCACCUCGCAAAGAAGAGUAAAUCGAACGACUAUACCCACGUCGACAGAUUAUUAAAGGAUGCCAUAAUGGAUUUCCCGAAUGUUACCUCGCACAUACUGGAGGCGGCAAAACACGACGCCAGUGCUAGUAUUCAGAGCCAUGAAAUUUUUCAAACCAACGUGAAGCGCCCACACUACGUCCUUUACGCGAAAUUGGCAUGCGGCAAAUGGCGCGAGCCCCCAGUCAUGGAAUGGUUCUUGAGAAAUAUUAACGAGCUGAUCCAGCAGUACGAAAACGAUGCGAGUUUUAAGGCGACUUUGAUAGAACGCAACAUUAAAACCAAAAGACUGUUCGCUGAUUGCCCUAACGAAAUUCGUCGGCAUAUGCACAUUGUACGCCCGAUGUCAAAUCUUCUUGUGGAAUGGGAUUUGCCGUUAAUUUUGCCCACGCGGGCUUGGGAUCCGAUACCGCCCUCUGACGGCGUCAAUCGUUACGGGUACGGCCGCGACGAGAGCGACCUCGCCGGCCGGGAGCCGAACCUCUAUUCGGCCCUCAUCAACCUUUUCUCUUCAAUAAGGCCGAAUUUUCUAGUCCAAGAGCACCGUGGUCGUCGUUUGCAUCAACGGGACGACGGGGAAGGCCCGGCUGCGUUACCGCAUGUGGAUCAACCAGAAGAGGCUCGUGCGGCUGCUGUUCGUCCGGUUGUAGAACGUCCGGUUCCGGUUGCGGACCGUCCGGCUACGGAUCGCCCAGUUACGGAUGUAUCAACAACGGACCCUGCGGGCCCUGCCGAUGAUUCCAGCGACGACAGCAUCGAUGCCGCCGAGAUAGAAGCCAUGCAUCACGAACCAUCUUCAAGUUCACGACGUUAA